CCGCCAAAGUGAACGCACGUAGGCGCACGAAAAAAAAAAACGCAAAAGUGUGUGUGUCGAAUUUGUAAUCAUAGAGAGCAGAAAAGCAGGCACACAAGCAAUAGCAAAAGCAAAGACUAAAGAACGUGAGCAGAUUGAUAUUGAUCCGGGAAGCAAAUAAAAGAAGCACACACACGCACACGCACACACACACAUGCGAGUGCAUGUUUAAAAGAAUAGACAAUUGUGUAUUGUGUUUGAAAUUGAAGUGGACAGGUGCGCGAUAAGAUUAACUGGACUUAACUUAAUUAAAAGCACAAGCCAACGACGACUUGAGCCCAAAAGCAACAAAGACAAAAACUAAUAAAAGACGUGAUAAAUUAUGUAGACUGUCGCCGUCGCAGUCUCAGCAGCUAAAUCAUAUAAACAAAUAACUUUCAAAGUUCAAAACUUCAACAUGUAUGUGGCCAACACCACGGGCGGCUUAAUGCUGCAGACCAUGCUCUACUUGGCCAAUCACACGAGUCGUGCGGCAGUCAACACGCUGAUCGAUUUGCCACCGGCGCCCAAAAGCGACAUAAACGAGGUGAAGUGCUAUGGCGUCUACGGCUGCUUUCCCAUCAACGGACCCUGGAACACGGUGACGCGGACUAUCAAUGUGCAUCCACAGAAGCCCUCGGAGAUCGAGCCGCACUUUACGCUGCACACACGGCGCGGCAUGGAUCAGCCCAAGUAUAUAGAUCUGAACGAUCCGGAUAGCGUGCAGACAAUGGGGAUAAAUCCGCGUGGGAAGAUCUAUUUGCUGGUGCAUGGCUAUCUGGAGUCGGGCGUCAUACCCUGGAUGACGGACAUGGCCAAGGCGUUGCUCAAGCAUUGUCCGGAGCACGAGUGCGCCACCAUACUCAUCGAUUGGGGCGGCGGCGCGAGUCCGCCGUAUGUGCAGGCAGUGGCCAAUAUCAGAUUGGUGGGCGCCAUAACGGCGCAUGUGGUGCACAUGCUCUACGAGGAGCUGGGUCUGCCCAAUCUGGACAAUGUGCACAUCAUCGGGCACUCGCUGGGCGCGCAUUUGUCCGGCUAUGCGGGCAUGCAUUUGCAGCAGGACUUUGGCUUGAAGCUGGGCCGCAUCUCGGGGCUGGAUCCGGCGGCGCCACUGUUCACGGACACGGAUCCCAUUGUGCGCUUGGAUCGCUCGGAUGCCAAAUUCGUGGAUGUGACGCAUACGGAUGCAAAUCCGCUGAUGCGCGGCGGCUUGGGCAUUAUACAGCGCCUGGGCCAUGUCGACUUCUAUCCCAAUGGCGGCUUCGAUAAUCCAGGCUGCGACAAGAAGCUGCAGGACGUGAUGAAGAGCAGCCGCAAGGCGACGCUCUUCCUCACCAUGCAGGAGUUCCUUGGCUGCAAUCACAUUCGCAGCGAGCAGUACUACACGGAGAGCAUUGAGAGCAAGUGCCCCUUUAUGGGCAUCACCUGCGAGAGCUUCGACAGCUUCAAGGAGGUCAAGUGCAGCAGCUGCGAUGAGCCAGGCCGUCUCUGCAUGCGCAUGGGCUUCCACAGCCAGGAGGACUACAGCAGGCAGCUUGCCGCAGGCGCCAUCAAGCCCAAUCAGGAGCCACCCGUGUUCUAUCUGAUGACGGGCGAGCGUGCGCCCUUCUGCCGGCUGCACUACAAGAUUACGGUGCGCGUGUCCAGCCAUGAUGAGAGCACGCUGCAUGGCGGCGAGGUGGGCACCUUGUCCAUACGUCUGCAUGAGGCGCACAGCAAGCUGAGCACGGAGCGCAUGAAGUUCUCAUCCAAGGCCAUGUACUUUGAGCCGGGCUUUGAGUAUACAGCGCUGCUGCCUGGCAAGGAGCUGCAUGAUCCUGGCCACGCCACUGUCUUCUGGGAGUACCAGACCAGUCCCUUCAAUCCACUCACUUGGCGUAUACUCAGCUCGCCGCGCAUCUACCUGGAGUACAUCCUAAUCGAGUCGCUGGAGUCGAGCGAUGUGUAUCUAAAGCUCUGCCCGCUGCAUGAGGACGCCAUACGCUCGGGCACGGAGAACGUGCUGCACACCAAAUACUGCAAGGAUUAAGCUCCAGCUCCAGCUCCAGUGGUCGUCUAGCGUUGAAAACAAAAAGCUUUUCUGUGAGUUUGCCCAACAGGCGGCAACGGAUAUUUGCGCUUAGCUUGUGCAACAACCGCAGCGGUUGGUGUCUCUACUGCUGCUGCAGCAGUGACACCAACUCAUUUGGUAUUUUCUGCUAUAGUAUUUUUUGCUUAGUGCUUUUAGUACAGUAAGUUGUUUAAAUACAAUUUACUUUGUUUUUUUUUCUAAAUUCAAAUUUAGGGGCGGGAC
Molecule: messenger RNA, 2311 nt
Organism: Drosophila busckii
Lineage: Eukaryota; Metazoa; Arthropoda; Insecta; Diptera; Drosophilidae
Product: pancreatic lipase-related protein 2
Exons: 3
Coding region: 437-2047 (536 amino acids)
Biological process (GO): lipid metabolic process
Molecular function (GO): lipase activity; carboxylic ester hydrolase activity
Source: RefSeq, a predicted model, not a curated record